UUGCCAUUACAUUGCGUGAAGAGGGCGGGGUGGCAGAGUUUACGCAUCUGGGAAGCGCCCGCGGAGUCGUGGCAACUUAUCAACUACCUGUUGGUGUGUUCUCACAGACUUUGUUUCAGUGCUUUUCGUAGCUAUAUGGAGCACAUCUUGACACUGAUGGACAUUGGACGGGCCAGGGGCAGGGAUGGUCGGCUACGACCCGAAAGCAGAUGACAGGAAUAACUCCAAGUUUGAGGUGGCGGUGGCAGGGUCUGUGUCUGGACUUGUUACGCGCGUGCUGAUCAGUCCCUUGGAUGUCAUCAAGAUCCGUUUCCAGCUCCAGAUCGAGCGUCUGUCUCACCGUGACCCAAAAGCUAAGUAUCAUGGGAUCCUUCAGGCCUACAAGCGGAUCUUGCAAGAGGAGGGCCUGACAGCAUUCUGGAAAGGUCACAUUCCAGCACAGCUUCUCUCCAUAGGCUAUGGCGCUGUCCAGUUUUUGUCAUUUCAACUGCUGACUGAGCUGGUCCACAGAGCCAAUGUGUAUGAGACCCACGAAUUCUCAACGCAUUUUGUGUGUGGCGGGCUGUCUGCCUGCAUGGCCACCCUCGCUGUACACCCUGUGGACGUUCUGCGCACUCGCUUUGCAGCUCAGGGUGAGCCCAGGGUCUAUAAGACCCUGCAAGACGCCGUGGUGACCAUGUACAGGACUGAGGGACCCCUGGUCUUCUACAAAGGCUUGGCCCCCACCUUGAUUGCCAUCUUCCCCUACGCUGGGCUGCAGUUCUCCUGUUACAAGUCCUUGAAGCACGCCUAUGACUGGGCCAUCCCAGCCGAUGGGAAGCAAACUGGAAACUUGAAAAACCUGCUUUGUGGCUGUGGAGCUGGAAUCAUCAGCAAGACCCUUACAUAUCCCCUGGACCUCUUCAAGAAACGGCUGCAGGUUGGCGGGUUUGAGCACGCCAGGGCUGCCUUCGGCCAGGUGCGGAGCUACAGGGGCCUCCUGGAUUGCACCAAGCAGGUGCUGCGAGAAGAAGGCACCCAUGGCUUCUUCAAGGGUCUGUCCCCAAGCAUGCUAAAGGCUGCCCUCUCCACAGGCUUUGUGUUUUUCUGGUAUGAGUUCUUCUGUAACCUUUUCCACUGCAUGAAGAAGGCGGGCAGCUAGCUCUGAGAGCGAGAAGGCCCUAAGCUCUUCACUGGAGGCCACCUCCCAAAACAAGCAAGACUCAGCCUUGGAGCCCAUGUUGCACUGAGAGGUGCUGCCUGGCCUGAGCACUGGGAGAGGUAUCCUGAGCAUGAAGUAUCCCUGGGAGCAAGGCGGCAGCCUUGACCUAUCAGCUGGGACGCCACCGGAGGGCAGGGACUUUCUCCAUGAAAGAACAGCGGUACCCAGGACUCAGCUGUGGGACCAACACCAGCAAGAAGCAGCUUAUAGUUCUUUCUCCUCUGCCCGUCCCAAACCCAGAAGGAUCAGGUGCCGUCCUCCCCUGCACAGCCAGUCCGCUAGAACUCCCGCAGCUCUGGAAGAGACCGAGGCUCCAGUGCAGAAGGCUGGGCUUGGGCUCUUUGCAGGAGUCUGGUCUCCACACUUGGCUUUUUCCCAUCAACUUAUUCAACAGACAUUAAAGCAAAAAGCACAUUCCUUAU
Messenger RNA from Chinchilla lanigera (long-tailed chinchilla), 1623 nucleotides. RefSeq names its product solute carrier family 25 (mitochondrial thiamine pyrophosphate carrier), member 19 (gene Slc25a19). Gene Ontology annotation, molecular function: thiamine transmembrane transporter activity. Lineage: Eukaryota; Metazoa; Chordata; Mammalia; Rodentia; Chinchillidae. The record is from RefSeq and is a predicted model, not a curated record. Gene Ontology annotation, cellular component: mitochondrial inner membrane. Gene Ontology annotation, biological process: thiamine pyrophosphate transmembrane transport. Bases 185 to 1141 code for a protein of 318 amino acids. The transcript is spliced from 8 exons.